Aptenodytes forsteri (emperor penguin) is the source of this 3429-nucleotide messenger RNA. It is a transcript of the gene BRPF1, whose product is annotated as bromodomain and PHD finger containing 1. Gene Ontology annotation, cellular component: MOZ/MORF histone acetyltransferase complex. The annotation marks the transcript as partial. Gene Ontology annotation, biological process: regulation of transcription by RNA polymerase II. Gene Ontology annotation, molecular function: protein binding. NCBI's taxonomy places the organism in Eukaryota, Metazoa, Chordata, Aves, Sphenisciformes, Spheniscidae. The record is from RefSeq and is a predicted model, not a curated record. The transcript has 12 exons.
UACCACUAUGACCACGACAACCCCCCCCCGCCCCAGCACACCCCCCUGCGCAAGCACAAGAAGAAGGGGCGCCAGGCCCGCGCCGCCAACAAGCAGUCGCCCAGCCCCUCCGAGACCUCCCAGUCGCCGGGCCGCGAGGUGAUGACCUACGCCCAGGCCCAACGCAUGGUGGAGGUGGACCUGCACGGCCGCGUCCAUCGCAUCAGCAUCUUCGAUAACCUCGACGUGGUGUCCGAGGACGAGGAGGUUCCCGAGGAGGUGCCCGAGAACGGGAGCAAUAAGGAGAACACGGAGACCCAGAGCGUCCCGCCCAAAUCCGGCAAGCACAAGAACAAGGAAAAGCGCAAGGACUCCAACCACCAUCACCACAACGCCUCGGCCGGCACCACCCCCAAGCUCCCUGAGGUGGUGUACCGGGAGCUGGAGCAGGACACCCCCGAUGCCCCACCUCGUCCCACCUCUUACUACAGGUACAUCGAGAAGUCGGCAGAGGAGCUGGAUGAGGAGGUGGAGUACGACAUGGACGAGGAAGAUUACAUCUGGCUGGACAUCAUGAACGAGCGGCGGAAGACCGAAGGCGUGAGUCCCAUUCCCCAGGAGAUCUUCGAGUACCUGAUGGACCGGCUGGAGAAGGAGUCCUACUUCGAGAGCCACAACAAGGGGGAUCCAAAUGCCUUGGUGGAUGAGGAUGCCGUCUGUUGCAUCUGCAAUGACGGGGAGUGUCAGAACAGCAACGUCAUCCUCUUCUGCGACAUGUGCAACCUGGCUGUGCAUCAGGAGUGCUACGGGGUGCCCUACAUCCCGGAGGGACAGUGGCUCUGCAGACGGUGCCUGCAGUCACCCUCGCGAGCCGUGGACUGCGCCCUCUGCCCGAACAAGGGGGGGGCCUUCAAGCAGACAGACGACGGGCGCUGGGCACACGUGGUCUGUGCCCUCUGGAUCCCGGAGGUGUGCUUUGCCAACACCGUCUUCCUGGAGCCCAUCGACAGCAUCGAGCACAUCCCGCCCGCGCGCUGGAAGCUGACUUGUUACAUUUGCAAGCAGCGUGGCUCCGGGGCUUGCAUCCAGUGUCACAAAGCCAACUGCUACACUGCCUUCCACGUCACCUGUGCCCAGCAGGCCGGGCUGUACAUGAAGAUGGAGCCCGUCCGGGAGACGGGGGCCAAUGGUACCUCCUUCAGCGUGCGCAAAACCGCCUACUGCGACAUCCACACACCGCCGGGCUCCGUGCGCAGGCUUCCCGCCCUCUCCCACAGCGAGGGGGAAGAGGAGGACGAGGAGGAGGAGGAGGAGGAGGAGGAGGAGGAGGAGGAGGAGGAGGAGGAGGAGGAGGAGGAGGAGGAGGAGGAGGAGGAGGAGGAGGAGGAGGAGGAGGAGGAGGAGGGCAAGGGCUGGAGCUCCGAGAAAGUGAAAAAAGCUAAGGCCAAGUCUAGAAUCAAGAUGAAGAAGGCACGGAAGAUCCUGGCGGAGAAACGAGCCGCAGCGCCCGUGGUUUCUGUGCCCUGCAUCCCCCCGCACAGGCUCAGUAAGAUUACAAACCGUUUAACCAUCCAGAGGAAGAGCCAGUUCAUGCAGAGGCUGCACAGCUACUGGACUCUGAAGAGACAGUCCCGCAACGGUGUCCCUCUGCUCCGCCGCCUUCAGACACACCUGCAGUCACAAAGAAACUGUGACCAGAGAGACACUGAGGAUAAGAACUGGGCCCUGAAGGAGCAGCUGAAGUCAUGGCAGCGCCUCCGCCAUGACCUAGAGCGUGCACGCUUGCUGGUGGAGCUGAUACGCAAGCGGGAGAAGCUCAAGAGAGAGACGAUCAAAGUGCAGCAGGUGGCACUGGAAAUGCAGCUGACCCCCUUCCUCAUCCUCCUCCGCAAGACGCUUGAACAGCUGCAGGAGAAAGACACGGGCAACAUCUUCAGCGAGCCGGUCCCUCUGUCUGAGGUCCCAGACUACCUGGAUCACAUCAAGAAGCCGAUGGAUUUUCAGACAAUGAAACAAAACCUGGAAGCCUAUCGCUAUCUGAAUUUUGAUGACUUUGAGGAGGAUUUCAACCUGAUUAUCAACAACUGUUUGAAAUACAAUGCCAAAGACACAAUCUUCUACCGGGCAGCCAUCCGUCUGCGGGAGCAGGGAGGCGCCGUUCUCCGGCAGGCUCGCCGGCAGGCAGAGAAGAUGGGCAUUGACUUUGAGACAGGCAUGCACUUCCCUCACUGUGUAACGGUGGAAGAGGCUCAGGUCCAAGACAUCGAGGACGAAGAUGUGCGGCUGCUGCUCUCAGAGAAUCAGAAGCACCUGCCCUUGGAGGAGCAGCUGAAGAUCCUGCUGGAGCGGCUGGAUGAGGUCAAUGCUGGCAAGCAGAGCAUAGGACGGUCCCGCCGGGCCAAGAUGAUCAAGAAGGAGAUCACAGUCCUACGGCGGAAACUCGCUCACCCACGGGACCUGGGCCGAGACGGGCUGGAGCGGCACGGCUCCUCUGCCAGGGGAGUCCUGCAGUCACACAACCCCUGCGAGAAGGACCUGCAGACAGACAGUGCUGCAGAAGAGAGCAGCAGCCAGGAGACUGGCAAAGGUCUGGGUCCCAAUUCUUCUUCCACCCCAGCACAUGAAGUUGGCAGGAGGACCUCAGUGCUCUUCUCCAAGAAGAACCCUAAAACUGCAGGCCCUCCAAAACGUCCAGGACGCCCCCCAAAGAAUCGAGACAGCCAGAUCGCUCCCGGGCACGGGAACAGCCCCAUCGGGCCCCCCCAGCUCCCAAUAAUGGGGUCCUCCCAGCGGCAGAGGAAGCGAGGGCGAAGCCCGCGCCCCAGCUCCAGCUCGGACAGUGACAGCGAUAAGUCCACCGAAGACGCUCCCAUGGACCUGCCAGCCAACGGUUUCAGCAGCGGGAACCAGCCAGUGAAGAAGAGCUUCCUGGUGUACCGCAACGACUGCAAUCUUCCCCGGAGCAGCUCCGACUCGGAGUCCAGCAGCAGCAGCAGCAGCAGCGCCGCCUCGGACCGUACCAGCACAACGCCCUCCAAGCAGGGCAGGGGGAAGCCCUCCUUCUCCAGAGUGAACUUCCCGGAGGACAGCAGCGAGGACACGUCAGGGACGGAGAACGAGUCCUACUCCGUGGGCACGGGGCGAGGCGUGGGGCACGGCAUGGUGCGCAAGGGCAUGGGGCGUGGCGCGGGGUGGCUGUCCGAGGACGAGGAUUCCUCCCUGGAUGCCCUGGACCUGGUGUGGGCCAAGUGCCGGGGUUACCCCUCCUACCCGGCGCUGAUCAUCGACCCCAAGAUGCCGCGGGAAGGCAUGUUCCACCACGGCGUCCCCAUCCCCGUGCCCCCCUUGGAGGUGCUGAAGCUGGGGGAGCAGAUGAGGGAGCAGAUGACUCAGGAAGCACGCGAGCACCUCUACCUUGUCCUCUUCUUCGACAACAAGCGCACUUGGUAA